Messenger RNA from Epinephelus moara (kelp grouper), 649 nucleotides. RefSeq names its product upper zone of growth plate and cartilage matrix associated b (gene ucmab). The coding region runs from base 96 to 512 and encodes 138 amino acids. Lineage: Eukaryota; Metazoa; Chordata; Actinopteri; Perciformes; Serranidae. Gene Ontology annotation, cellular component: extracellular matrix. The transcript is spliced from 5 exons. Gene Ontology annotation, biological process: embryonic skeletal system development; regulation of osteoblast differentiation. The record is from RefSeq and is a predicted model, not a curated record.
CCAGGCUCACACCCCACCUCUCACAUACUCACCUCUCCCUCCUGGUCUGCCACAUUAGUCCGCAUCUCUCAACACAUUCAGACACAGAGCUGAAGAUGUCCUGGACGUCUGCAGCCCUCUUGGCUCUCCUCGCUGUGCUUCUGGCACUUUCCUUGUCUCCAGAGGCCGACUCUGCAGCUGUGCCCAGCAGCAGCACAAGCCGCGCUAAACAUCCACGAGGUCCGCUGAGGAAGAUCUUCUUAAAGGAGGCAGAUGCCUCAAACUUCUUCAGGAGACGCAGCAGACGGGGAGCAAAGUCUCAGGAUGAGAUUAACGCUGAGCAGAGGCUGAUGCUAGCCGCAGAUGAACGAAAGAGAGAGUUCCACGAGGAGAAGAGGAACGAGUUUGAGAGCUACGCUGAAGAGGAGCAUGAUGAGCAAAACGAGAGGAGCAGAGAGAGCACCGAGCAGUGGAGGGAGUUUCACUACGACGGGAUGCAUCCCCCACACGAGUACAACCGUCAGUCCAUCUGAGACAGAGGGGAGAGGUGGUGCUGUAAGAGUUUAUAGGAACACCAGUGAGGCCUUUGUCCUCUGACGAUGACAGCAGAGACAUCAGCCACAGACUACUACAGCUAACUUUUGAAUUAAUAAACAAUAUGUAGAAAGGU